Molecule: messenger RNA, 1568 nt
Organism: Mus musculus (house mouse)
Lineage: Eukaryota; Metazoa; Chordata; Mammalia; Rodentia; Muridae
Gene: Pnliprp2
Product: pancreatic lipase-related protein 2
Exons: 12
Coding region: 67-1515 (482 amino acids)
Biological process (GO): triglyceride catabolic process; lipid metabolic process
Cellular component (GO): zymogen granule membrane; neuron projection; extracellular region
Molecular function (GO): galactolipase activity; lipase activity; diacylglycerol lipase activity
Source: RefSeq, marked validated
UCCCCAGUGCACUCCAGAACCAACUGCCUCUUUGGGUCCAGCCUCUGCUGGCCUCAUCCCUAUCCUAUGCCUAUGGAUGUCCGUGGAUGUCUGUUUCCAUCCGUGCAGAUGUUGCUCUGCUGGCUCGUCAGCCUUCUGCUGGCCACAGUCGGAGGGAAAGAGGUUUGCUAUGGACACCUUGGAUGCUUUUCCAAUGACAAGCCCUGGGCAGGGAUGAUUCAGCGGCCUUCGAAGAUAUUCCCUUGGUCCCCAGAGGACAUUGAUACCCGCUUUCUUCUGUACACAAACGAGAAUCCAAACAACUACCAAAUAAUCUCUGCCACCGACCCAGCCACCAUCAAUGCUUCCAACUUCCAACUGGACCGCAAGACACGUUUCAUUAUCCAUGGAUUCAUAGACAAGGGAGAAGAAGGCUGGUUGCUGGACAUGUGCAAGAAAAUGUUUCAAGUGGAGAAAGUGAACUGUAUUUGCGUUGACUGGAAGCGCGGAUCCAGGACUGAAUACACCCAAGCCUCCUACAACACUCGGGUCGUGGGCGCUGAGAUUGCCUUCUUGGUGCAAGUGUUGUCGACAGAGAUGGGGUACAGCCCAGAGAACGUGCACCUCAUCGGCCACAGCUUGGGCUCACAUGUGGCUGGGGAAGCAGGCAGGAGGCUGGAGGGCCAUGUGGGCAGGAUCACAGGGCUGGACCCUGCAGAGCCCUGUUUCCAAGGCCUGCCCGAGGAAGUUCGGUUGGACCCAUCGGAUGCCAUGUUUGUAGACGUGAUCCACACUGACAGUGCCCCCAUAAUCCCCUAUCUAGGUUUCGGAAUGAGCCAAAAGGUCGGCCAUCUGGAUUUCUUUCCCAACGGAGGGAAGGAAAUGCCGGGAUGUCAGAAAAACAUCCUUUCCACCAUUGUUGAUAUCAAUGGAAUAUGGGAAGGAACUCGAAACUUCGCAGCCUGCAACCACCUACGGAGCUACAAGUACUAUGCCAGCAGCAUCCUCAACCCUGACGGCUUCCUGGGGUACCCCUGUUCCUCCUAUGAGAAGUUCCAGCACAAUGACUGCUUCCCUUGUCCAGAACAAGGGUGUCCCAAAAUGGGGCACUAUGCUGAUCAAUUUGAGGGGAAAACUGCUACUGUGGAACAAACCUUUUUCCUGAAUACAGGAGACAGUGGUAACUUUACUCGUUGGAGAUACAAAGUAUCAGUCACACUAUCAGGAGCAAAGAAGCUGAGUGGGUACAUCUUGGUCGCUCUGUACGGAUGUAACGGAAACUCAAAGCAGUAUGAAGUUUUCAAAGGAUCCCUCCAACCAGAAGCAAGAUAUAUUCGUGACAUUGAUGUGGACGUCAACGUUGGAGAAAUCCAGAAGGUUAAGUUCCUCUGGAACAACAAGGUGAUAAAUCUCUUCCGGCCCACUAUGGGAGCUUCACAAAUCACAGUGCAACGCGGUAAAGACGGGAAAGAGUUCAACUUCUGUAGCAGCAACACUGUGCAUGAAGAUGUUCUGCAGUCUCUGUACCCUUGUUAAUGGUGUGCCCGUGCCUCUUCCCAUAAUAAACGUUCCUGAUGCACUUGGUCUGA